AUGAGUUUAAAUGUUUCCGAAACCUCUCCUUCUGAUUCCUCUCGAUCUUCAGGAGCAAAAUCCUCCUUGAAACGGGAGCGUCGGCGAGGGUGCAAGACCGUUCCCAAGGAUGCCGUUUUAGUCCCUAAUAUCCCUGACGAGGAUUAUUUCAGCGACAUUACCGGUGUUUAUUAUCAUUUUAAAAAGAUGGAGUGGCGCACGAUUUGCAAGGACCCCUUCAAGAACUCGAAACGGUGGCAGAAGACCUUCGGCAUUAACAAGUACGGAUUCUACGAGGCUAAGCGUCUUGCUGAGAUGAAGGCUCACGAGGUCUCCGAGGCCAACAAGCUGUCUAAAAUACUUCGUCGAUACGGGUCUUUGCAGGAGGACCCUAAUCUUCACACUCGCUACUUCACUCCCCUCCCUGGCUCGGGACCUCGUUUCAACUUCUCAAACGGGACUUCGAUCUUCGACUUCAGCUGCAGUGACACUCCUCCCAGUGAUACACUGAGUGAGCUCUAUGGCUGCUCUUCUCGUUUGAAUGAGCCUCAUUCUCGGGGCCCUUUUUUACCUGCGGUUUCGCCUCAGAGUCGCAAGCUCUCUGGCCUUUACUAUCGGAACGCCCUAGUCGCAGUGCCAACGUCAAAGGUGAACAGCAACAUUUUUGCUUAUAUGCCCUCUUUUCCCUAUCGGUUGGUCUCUCUUUCUACUCCUAACCGUCAUAAGGGCUCCGAUUUUACCUAA
Molecule: messenger RNA, 723 nt
Organism: Theileria orientalis strain Shintoku
Lineage: Eukaryota; Apicomplexa; Aconoidasida; Piroplasmida; Theileriidae
Exons: 1
Coding region: 1-723 (240 amino acids)
Biological process (GO): regulation of DNA-templated transcription
Molecular function (GO): DNA-binding transcription factor activity
Source: RefSeq, a predicted model, not a curated record